GCAAUAUAGUAAAGGUCAGCGUGAAAAUGCCUACCGCAAUUCUCCCACUUAAUAAAGGGUGGCAGCUGCAAAACAGGGCCGAUUGACUCGGCCGAUGUUCUUGAAGCAUAUCGUCGAGCUCCUUCCUUUGCUCCCUCUGGGCUGUGAGGUAUUGACCCUUCCUGUAUCAUGCCAUCACCCCACUCCACGGACGCAAAGCCAGCCAGCUUCAAACCCCUUUGAACUUUCCUCGUUCAACUCCCGCUCCGCCACAUGCCCAUCCUUCUCGAGCUCGAUAGCAGGGGCAGAUAUCGACACACAUCACGCUUAGCGACCGGUUUAUCCACGACAACUGUUUACUGUAUAGCUGUAUUCCGUCCACCAUGGCUCAAUGUGUUUGCAGAGGAGAGGAUAGGCGGCCAGGGCCAAACGGGAGAUGCGUAGGUUGCAGUGAACGAAUAAAUCCGGCCACACGACCGGUAUGGAGUCCGUUACCGCCAGUCCCGCAGCAGCAGCCGUUACCUCCGCCAGAUCCGCUACAGUGGCCGUUCCUACAGCAGCAGCCGUCGGCACUAGUCACCAAACAGUGGCAGCUCCUCCAGCAGCAGUUGGUACCGCAAGUCCCGCUACAGAGGCAGCUCCUACAGCAGCAGCCAUUACCGCCAGACCCGCCACAAGACAAAAUAGCCAAGGCCAUGGGAAAAGCUAAGGCCUACGAAAAAGUUGUGGCUGACAAGAUCUGCCCAUGUUCGCUCCCAGAGAUCGAGCGCAAGGUCAAACUACCGCUCCGUUGCACAGGAGUGAUGGUCGCACAAGGCCGCACAAACCAGGUGUGUAGCUAUAGGCCAUGCAUCGAUGCAUGCUGCCGGCGACGACCGCGGAAACCCAAAUUGGCAAGUGCAGAAAAACCUCGUGUACUACAUCCUUGCCAUUGUUUGGAGGUGAUCAAACAUGGUGAGAAAUGCUAUGCCGAAGGGAGGUGUGAGCAGACAUCCGACCGUAGUGGCUGGUGUUGUCCGGCGUGUGGGCCCAAGAAACCUGGGAGAAAUAGCGCGGACUGUGCUGCCAAAAGGUCGUCUAAAAAGUUGAGCGAUCGUAGACAGAUCUGGAGACCAGAAGGAUCCGAACAAUGAAAAGCCUCUAGAAGUAGCGAUUAUUCAGUAAAGCGAUGGUUUUGGGAGUUUACGAACAAGUCGGGAUCAUUGGAGGCUGGAAAGGCGCAGGCCCGCCUUGAACUUCGUCUAGUGUUUAGAGAUAAUAGCAAGAGCACUUAACCCGCUAGUCACCAGCAC
Messenger RNA from Podospora pseudocomata, 1271 nucleotides. RefSeq lists its product as uncharacterized. The record is from RefSeq and is a predicted model, not a curated record. Lineage: Eukaryota; Fungi; Ascomycota; Sordariomycetes; Sordariales; Podosporaceae. The transcript is spliced from 4 exons. The coding region runs from base 363 to 1112 and encodes 249 amino acids.